AUGGCGGCGGCGUGCAGCUUGUCGGUGAGCCUGGUGUGGCGGUUGGGGAUCAACAGGACCGGUGGAUCGAUUGGCUCUGAUGCCAGAUUGCCAACUCUUGAUCUAGUUCACCAUGAAUUGGAGUUCAAAUUACAGAAGGAGGAGGGGAUCGAGGAAGGAAUGGAGCCUAGAUACUUUCUGUCCAAGCUUCUAGUUGUUGCCUACAUCCACCUCAUGCAGGAGGGGAUAGGGGAGGGAUACGACUACAACACCAAUGUGUGGCAGUUCGAAGGCUAUGGGUAUGUCCCCUCGGGCACGACCUGGGUGUCCAUCAUGCAGUUGUUCGGCGUCGGCGAGACGGCUACCACACUCAUCCUGCACGUCUACGAUGGCGCGGUGCGGUACUACGACCGUCAUAUUGUUGAGGAUGCCAUCUAUGACAGGUGGUUCUGGCUAAACGUGGUCCAUGAUGUGGAGGCGUCGACACUCACCGUGUACAUUGACGGCCAGGGCGGCGACUCACACUACUUCAAGUUCAACGUGUACACACAGAACCUCGACUCCACCUACAUGGAGUCCCGCUGGAAGGGUGUCAGGAUUCUGAAGAAAGAAUUAUCACAUUGA
Messenger RNA from Aegilops tauschii subsp. strangulata, 603 nucleotides. Lineage: Eukaryota; Viridiplantae; Streptophyta; Magnoliopsida; Poales; Poaceae. The record is from RefSeq and is a predicted model, not a curated record.